Messenger RNA from Lichtheimia ornata, 1656 nucleotides. RefSeq lists its product as uncharacterized. The record is from RefSeq and is a predicted model, not a curated record. Lineage: Eukaryota; Fungi; Mucoromycota; Mucoromycetes; Mucorales; Lichtheimiaceae. The transcript has 10 exons. The coding region runs from base 1 to 1656 and encodes 551 amino acids. Gene Ontology annotation, molecular function: protein binding.
AUGUCAGUCUACAACCAUCGACCCAUGGUCCCCACGACCCAAAGCCGCCUCAUUGAACUUCUCGAUGCCGUCAGAGCCGAAUUCGAUCAACUGGCCCAGGAGGCUAUCAUGGUCAAAAAUCAACGAGACGAAUACGAGCUAAAGAUGAACAGCCAAAUACAAGAAAUGAAUCUCUUUCAACAAAACCUUAUGGACAUGGAACGAAUGCAACAAAUGUUAAAGAAACAAUAUGAAGAUGAAAUUGCACGACUGCGUCAACAAUUGGAACAGGUGCAACAUGGUGGUGCUCCUCCACCUGGAAGUUAUGGAGGAUAUCCCGCAGGUGCACCUCCGCCAUCGCAGCCACCAACGGCAGCAGCACCACCUCCACCUCCACCACCUUCCAUGAUGGAAAACAACCAACAUCAUUAUCCUGGUAGUGCUCAUGCUCCUCCUCCUCCACCUAUGCCAUCCGGUACACCUUAUCUCAAUGGUGGUGCACCUCAUCAUCCUGGUAGCACUCCUCCACCUCCUCAAAGUCAAAUGGUGCCUGCAGGCCGAGGCAUGCCUUCUAAGCCGCCACCGCCAGGAGCAGGACCUCUUGGUGGUGGAUCUGGUGCUCCUGCAGCAGGUCUAGCAGAUAUGGAUCCUGAAGCUGUACCAGCCAACAUGAAAGUAGAAGGUCAAGAUUGGUUUGCAUUACUUAAUCCCAAGGUACAACGUCGUUUGAAGGUGGAUCUUUUGCAUACAUUCGAUCAUGGCAGUGUUGUAUGCUGUGUCAAGUUCAGCAGUGAUGGUCGUUUGAUGGCAGCAGGAUGCAACCAAGCUACUUACAUUUAUGAUACAUACACGGCAAGCUGCGUUGCUGUAUUGCAAGAUGAGAAUGCUAGCAGAGAAGGUGAUCUCUACAUUCGAUCGGUGAGCUUUAGUCCUGAUGGAAAGCAUCUUGCCACGGGUGCCGAAGACAAACAAAUCAGAAUUUGGGAUAUCCAAAAGAAGCGUAUUCGCAGAGUGCUUCAAGGACAUGAACAAGACAUUUAUUCCCUCGAGUUUAGUCGUGAUGGCAGCUUUUUAGUUUCCGGCUCGGGUGAUCGCACUGCUAGGAUAUGGGACUGGGAGGAACAACGAUGCACACAUGUCUUGCCAAUUCAAGAGCUUGACCAAAAGGAUCCUGGUGUGACGAGUGUUGCCAUAUCUCCUGAUGGAAGACUUGUUGCUGCUGGUAGCUUGGACAAGGUGGUACGCGUAUGGGAUGCACAAACGGGCAAAUUGCUUGAGCGACUUGAAGGACACAAGGAUAGUGUGUAUUCGGUGGCAUUCAUGCCCAAUGGCAAGACGUUGGUGAGUGGCAGUCUUGACAAGACUUUGCGAAUGUGGCAGCUCGGUACACAGGUGUACGGCGGUGAGCGUAAAAACCCAUGCGUGCAAGUAUUCUCUGGACACAAGGACUUUGUGCUCUCUGUGGCUACAACUCCCGAUGGCAACUGGAUCGUCUCGGGUUCAAAAGAUCGUGGUGUACAAUUCUGGGAUCCUGUUACAGGCCAAACACAAUUCAUGUUGCAAGGACACAAAAACUCAGUGAUUUCGGUGGCAACAAGCCCUAAUGGUAGGCGGCCAAUGUUUGCGACUGGCUCGGGCGACAGUCGUGCAAGAAUUUGGACAUACGAGCCCUUGUAA